Molecule: messenger RNA, 585 nt
Organism: Didymella exigua CBS 183.55
Lineage: Eukaryota; Fungi; Ascomycota; Dothideomycetes; Pleosporales; Didymellaceae
Product: peroxiredoxin TSA1
Exons: 3
Biological process (GO): cell redox homeostasis; cellular response to stress; hydrogen peroxide catabolic process
Cellular component (GO): cytosol
Molecular function (GO): thioredoxin peroxidase activity
Source: RefSeq, a predicted model, not a curated record
AUGGCGUCCCUGGAAAGAAUAAAGAUAGGUCAAAGAGCACCUAAAUUCCGCUGUCAAGCAUUGGUCAGUGGCUCCAUUCAAGAAGUCUCUCUCGAUACUUAUAUCUGUCCGACCAACUCGCAAGCCGGGCCCAAUGUCACGUCCUCGUGGCUCGUCAUACUAUUCAUCCCAGCAGCAUUUUCUAAUUUAUGUCCGACAGAAGUUUUGGCGUUUCAAGAAAGCUAUGAGCAAUUCCGGAAACGAAACUGCAGUAUCAUGUUUACAUCUGUCGACACACGAAACUCUCUCUGGUACUGGCAAAGUAUCCCACGUAAGCAUGGAGGAUUAGGACAUGUCGACAUUCCGCUCUUGAGCGACACCAGCAACAAGAUUGCGAAGGACUAUGGUGUUGUUGUUGAAGAGUUGGGUAUUGACAUCCGUGGUAUGUUCUUGAUUGACGGGGAGGGAAUUGUGCAACAGGUCACGUUGGACAAUUGUCAAAUCGAUCGAAGCGUGGUCGAGACUUUGCGCGUUCUUGACGCACAUCAGUCGCUCAUCAAAGUCGGCGUCCCUUACCCCAUCGACGAGGCAGCCAACGCACGGGCA